CGCGGAGGGCGGGUGGAGCACAGAGCGAGAAAGGAGGAGCCCGUUCGGGUCGCGUCGCCCCUGCUCAGCGCGUCCAGUAUAAAUUUAGCCGCCCGUAGUCCAUCGCGGAUCCCCAAAGGGGCUAAGAUCGCCCAAAAUGUCGUCCAAGUCUAUGGUUCUGGGUUACUGGGAUAUCCGCGGGCUGGCUCAUGCCAUCCGUAUGCUUCUGGAGUUUACUGAUACCAGCUAUGAGGAGAAACGGUACACGUGUGGGGAAGCUCCUGACUAUGAUAGAAGCCAAUGGCUGGACGUGAAAUUCAAGCUAGAUCUGGAUUUUCCUAACCUGCCCUACCUUAUGGAUGGGAAGAACAAGAUCACCCAGAGUAACGCCAUCUUGCGGUACAUCGCGCGCAAGCACAACAUGUGUGGUGACACCGAAGAAGAAAAGAUCCGAGUGGACAUCAUGGAGAACCAGAUAAUGGACUUCCGCAUGCAGCUGGUCCGGCUCUGCUACAAUUCUAACCAUGAAAACCUGAAGCCUCAGUACUUGGAACAGCUACCUGCACAGCUGAGACAGUUCUCACUGUUCCUGGGGAAAUUCACAUGGUUUGCAGGAGAAAAGCUGACCUUUGUGGAUUUCCUCACCUAUGAUGUCUUGGACCAGAACCGCAUGUUUGAGCCCAAGUGUCUGGAUGAAUUCCCAAACCUGAAGGCUUUCAUGUGCCGUUUUGAGGCUCUGGAGAAGAUUGCUGCAUUCCUGCAGUCUGACCGCUUCUUCAAGAUGCCAGUCAAUAACAAGAUGGCCAAGUGGGGUAACAAGUGCCUCUGCUGAGCUGGAGCUCGAUGCUGCCGCUGAGCCAUCUGGCCCUGAGGGGCCUGCACUCUGAGCUCUCUGCCGGCCUUCUCCCAUCCUGUCCUGAGGGGCCCGCACUCUUUCUCCUCUGCUCUUUCUAAUAAAUAAGCAGUUACAUUA
This is a messenger RNA of Apodemus sylvaticus (European woodmouse), 952 nucleotides long. Its product is annotated as glutathione S-transferase Mu 5. Bases 137 to 811 code for a protein of 224 amino acids. Gene Ontology annotation, biological process: glutathione metabolic process. The transcript is spliced from 8 exons. NCBI's taxonomy places the organism in Eukaryota, Metazoa, Chordata, Mammalia, Rodentia, Muridae. The record is from RefSeq and is a predicted model, not a curated record. Gene Ontology annotation, molecular function: glutathione transferase activity.